Molecule: messenger RNA, 1080 nt
Organism: Oldenlandia corymbosa var. corymbosa
Lineage: Eukaryota; Viridiplantae; Streptophyta; Magnoliopsida; Gentianales; Rubiaceae
Source: the annotation of a GenBank genome assembly
AUGGGUGACAGAAUGGAGGAUGACCCGAGUCUUUCUAAUUCAUCAGCCGGUUGCUCCUCACUGGAGCCACUAGAGGAGAUGUUGCUGGUGAAUGACGGAACGGAUUCGAUGGGUAUCCCCCCAGUUGAGGAGAGUUGUCAGAUGGUUGAAGGCGCCGCCGAUGGCAUGACGGUAUCCUGUGAUCAAUAUGAUAAUAUCAUUCUUUACAUGGAAGCCUCUGACCAACAAGUGGUGUUAUUGAAGAGGGUGUUAGAAUAUUUUUGCCAAUCAUUGGGAAUAAAGAUUAGCGAGCCAAAGACGCGAGUCUUCUUCUCAGGCAAUGUGGAAAGGCAAAAGGGAAAUUCUCUAGCAGAGCAGUUGGGAUUUAUGAAAGUCUCCAACUUAGGGAAGUUUUGGAGGGAUCCUUGGGUAGCAGGGGAUAAAACAUUGGAGGAGUUGGCUAUUGGGGCGAUUUCAGGGGAGCAGCUGGAGGAGAGCGUAAGCAUGUUUUUCAAUCAAGAUGGAGCAUGGAAUUGGGACAAGUUCCAAGCCUUGCUACCGGCCAGAGCUGUCAUGAAAAUUAUGGCGAUACUACCGCCAACACCGGAGAGAGGCCCCGAUAAGUGUUGUUGGCCACCAUCAGGGAAUGGGUCGUUCACCACCAGAUCCGCCUAUGCCGUGGGGGAGGCUGAUGACAAAUUUGGAAAGAAAGAUUAUGAAAAGGUAGAGGAAAUUGGCACAACGGCGACCCGGAUUGAGAGGGUGGGUGGACCAAGAGCCAAGCAGCAAGUCCUGAUAAGCUGGACAGCCCCUCCAUUGGGAUGGUUUAAGUUGAAUACCGAUGGAGUAUAUGAUCCGUCAACAGGAGAGGCAAGAGCAGGGGGCUUAAUCAGGGAUCACAGGGGCAAUUGGGUGCAAGGUUUUACAGUAAACAAUGGGGUUAUUACUCUAAUAGGAGCGGAGCUAUGGGGGCUGUGGCAGGGCCUGCUAUUAGCUUGGGACAAGGGAAUUCGAAGGAUCCAGGUGGAAACAAAUAGCUUGGAAGCAGUGAAGUUGAUCAAGGAGGAGACGGCACGCCUGGGGUCAAUGAGGCACUGGUGA